Lodderomyces elongisporus is the source of this 1791-nucleotide messenger RNA. Its product is annotated as putative serine/threonine protein kinase. Gene Ontology annotation, cellular component: cytosol. Gene Ontology annotation, biological process: protein phosphorylation; intracellular signal transduction. NCBI's taxonomy places the organism in Eukaryota, Fungi, Ascomycota, Pichiomycetes, Serinales, Debaryomycetaceae. Bases 1 to 1791 code for a protein of 596 amino acids. Gene Ontology annotation, molecular function: protein serine/threonine kinase activity; ATP binding. The transcript has a single exon. The record is from RefSeq and is a predicted model, not a curated record.
AUGCCAUUUAAAAACCUAUUUAGCUCUCUGUCGACGUCACUUACAGAUGAUCAGAAAUCAACAUCAUCUUCGAGCCAUAGAUCGUUGUUGAGAAAACAACAGCCUUCGUCGAGGCUGGUAUCACCACUGCUACUGCUGCUGAAAUCUGAAACCUCAAUUUUGAGGAGCAAUCAACAGCAUCAACCACUGCAAAUGAGUAAUGCAGCUAGACAAGGUCCAAACCAAGGACAAUUCCAACACUACCAGCAGCAGAAUCAACAACAACAGCAACAACAACAACAACAACAACAACAACAACAACAACAACAACAACAACAACAACAACAACAACAACAACAUCAACAACAACAACAUCAACAACAACAAUCCAAUCAUGCUCCGCAUCAUACCAGCACAAACUCAACAGUUAUUCGCAAUAAUGGGUCAUCGGCAUCCUUAAACCACAACAUCAACCAAAACAAUAGUAAUUCUCCAUCGGCAAGUAUUGUAUCGGAAAAAGAACACAAGCACCAUAGUCCACUUAGAAGAUUUCUCAAAAAACUCAAACCACUGGAAAGUAGGUCGAAACACACGUCCAAAUUGGGUAAGCCAGAACCGAUACAUCCCAAGGCUGACAUCUUUAAAAAAUAUGGUCAACCAGGUAAAUUGUUAGGGACGGGCGCAAGUGGUUCAGUCAAUUUACUCACGUCCAAGACAGAUCCGCUGAAAAUAUAUGCUGUUAAAAAGUUUAGAAGUCGAUUACCCGCAGAACAAGAAGCUGAUUACAAGACAAAAGUGCUUAAUGAGUAUAAAGUUGGCGAGUUUCUUACACACCAGAACUUGAUUCACACGUUUGAACUUUUGGAGGAUUACUCACAUACAAAUUCCAAAAUCGUGGACCCUGAUUAUUUUAUUGUUAUGGAGUAUUGUCCAUAUGACUUUUUCAAUCUCGUAAUGAGUGGGUUAAUGGAACUCAAUGAAGUCUCAUGUUAUUUCAAACAGAUUGUUAAUGGUGUUCAUUUCUUGCACGAGAACGGUUUAGCCCAUCGCGAUUUGAAACUAGACAAUUGUGUUGUUAGCAAUACUGGUAUCCUCAAAUUGAUCGAUUUCGGCUCAGCAGUACAGUUUAGAAAGGAAGUGCCACUGGGAUAUUUUGUCACCGAGGAUGAUAUUAUGUUGAGUCCCAAACAUAAACUCAUUAAGGCUAGAGGCGUUGUUGGCUCGGACCCUUACUUAUCACCCGAAGUCUUGGAGCCAGUGGGAACAGGCUACGACCCAAGAACCGCCGACGUGUGGUCAGUUGCAAUCAUUUACUGUUGCAUGAUUCUCAAGAGAUUUCCUUGGAAAUUGCCAAAAUUGAGUGACCCUUCAUAUCGCUCAUUUGCAGGACCGCAACUUGUCAACCCACAAAAUGGAACAUCGUCAAUUGAGGACGGUAUGAACAAUAUGAAUUUGGGUGAGCACAGUGGUAAUGGUAAUGGUAAUGGUAAUAGUAUUGGCCACGGUCGUCAUAAUCACCAUGCAAAUAUUGGGCCCGAUAGGUUACUAAGAUUACUUCCCCACGAUUCACGCACAGUAAUUAAGCACAUGUUGACAUUAGAUCCGAAAAAGAGAUAUCUUAUGCCCGACGUAAUAAAAGAUUCAUGGGUGCAAUCAGUUCACGAAUGUAAAAUCAUCGGUCAGCCUGGAGUUGACGAACACACUAUAAGCAGUGAAAACCACCAACAUCAUUUGGUGACUGAAGAUGACUUGAAAAAGAUUAGUCAAGAAAAGGAAUCCAUGAGAAAGUUGAAAGAACAAGGAUUAGCCUAA